CUCAUUCACUUUCCAUAUGACUGCCAACCCCCUCAUCUGAAAUUUGACUUGGCCCAUCUCAGCACUAUCCCACAGAAAAAGCUUCAGUUUUCACAACAACCUCAAGAGACAUCGAGACUAGUUCGAACUCAGGAAUCCAGUUGCAAGUCUCAUACUAGAGAUUUACUCCGGUGCAUAACUAUCCUCUGUUAUUAUUCGAUCUCAGUUUCUCUUUGAACGCACAGCACCAAACAUGUUCGUCUUUCGCCGCGAGGACCUUCCUCCAGAUCCUGUUUUCCCCGCUGAUCUCGAGAAACUUGGAUACUUCAUAAAUGACAAUGAUCAGAUCAGAAAAAUAUCAGAUCCUGAGAAGGAGUUCGUCUUCAAGAUCAAUAGAAAUGAUCGCUGGAAUCUGUUAAACAGGGAAGCGAUGAAUGCUUGUAUUCGCUCUAUCGUACACUCUCGCCUAUGCGCCCUUGGUCUUUCCGUACUUAGACUCCCACUCAACGCCGGGCCAGAAGAGCGCCAUGUCCCUAUCAUGAUAUCUUCAAACCUGAAGACUGCCUCUCGCGUCAUCGUUGUUUUCGGCGAACCAGUCCAGGAUCUAGGUAUUUGGGCCUAUCGAACUAUCAGCACGGAAGGAAUCGAGGCUGGUUCAGCCGUUGCCUUCGCCAAAGCCGUGCUUGGAUACGAAGAUACGAAGACCGAUACGGCUCUUAUCCUCGCGAAUACCGGACAGCUUAUAUGGUACAAUGCAGAGGGUCGUGCCAUCACACACCCAUCAUGGCUUGCUCUUCCCAAGGAAUCGGCUGUUGAUCCCCUACCCAGGAUGACGCAUCGUAAUAAGAUUCCUCGCAAUGGAAACUGGGAGGAACAUGUUCAAUGCGUGUUUGAAGACGUUCUCAAGGCGAGAGGAGAGCUCUUGAGUGAAAAUGCAAAGAUUGAUAUCAUCGGUCUUGCAGAGGGAGGUCUGGCUGCAGUGACGUAUUUGGCGGAGAAGUGGCCAGAAUGGAGCAGCCAUAUCUCAGCCAUGUGUCUGGCCAACCCUCUUCAUUACAACGGCAUCCAUAUCUUCCCAGACCCAUCAUCUGCAUCCUCUGAGACGGAAAACUCAUUUGAGAACUUCAUCUCUUCCCGCUGCCGUGCCUACGUCCUAUCCGAUCGUCCUGUCAAUGACCCUGUUGCUGGCGCAGCUGAUCAUAAUUGUAACUGCUAUGCGUCGGGCGAGGAACUUAAUGUUGAAUGUAUCAUGCCUAAAGCGUGGAGGAGCAUGAUGGAGUGGCUUGGAAAGGCUCAUACGGAUCCAAACUUCGGGGAGGUGCAGUUGGUUCUUCAAGAUGAUGUGGAAACGACGGCUUCAGCAGAUAAAGGGAGCGAGGAGUGAGUUUCUAGUGAGAGGGGGUCGUGGACGGUGGAAGUCCCUGGAUAUCGUCUGCAGAUUGCAACAUGCAACUAAUCGAAGAUCAUACAGUCUCAUGUCUGUGCUGGGCU
Messenger RNA from Paecilomyces variotii, 1470 nucleotides. Its product is annotated as Arb2 domain-containing protein. Gene Ontology annotation, molecular function: siRNA binding. Bases 233 to 1363 code for a protein of 376 amino acids. Gene Ontology annotation, cellular component: nucleus. The transcript is spliced from 4 exons. The record is from RefSeq and is a predicted model, not a curated record. Gene Ontology annotation, biological process: regulatory ncRNA-mediated heterochromatin formation. Lineage: Eukaryota; Fungi; Ascomycota; Eurotiomycetes; Eurotiales; Thermoascaceae.